AUGAAGGUCAUCAUCAUCGGAGGCGGGCUAGGAGGGCCGGCCCUGGCCCUCGCGCUCCAGCGCCACGGCAUCUCGUCCAAAGUAUUCGACCUGCGCGACGCAGCGGCCUUCGAUGGCGGCUUCGUGGCGCUGGCACCCAACGCGCUACGGGCCCUGGACCGGAUCGGCGUGUAUGAGCGCAUCCGCACGCAGGGGUGGAACUACGAGGAGUUCCGGUUCCUGUCGUCGCGCAACCUGAGCCGCGUCGCCACGGUGCUGAACGGCAGCGAGGCCCGCUACGGAUACAAGGCGUUGCGCGUGUCGCGGGGCAUCGUGCGCCAGACGCUCAUCAAUGUGCUCCGGGAGCGCGACAUUGAGCUGCAUUGCAAUGCCAAGUGCGAGCAGAUCCGCGAGACGGAGAGGGGCACGGUCGUCGCCACCUUCGCCGACGGCCGCACCGAAGAGGCCGAUUUCCUGGUGGGCGCCGACGGCAUCCACUCGCGUGUGCGCCGUCACCUUGAUCCCAGCGCUGUGCCCACCUUCAGCGGCCAGCUGGGCGUUGGUGGGUCGCUUGCCCGAUCGAAGCUGUUCAAGCCCGGCCAGGAGGACAUGUACAUGCCGUGCCUGAUCCUGGGGAAGCUGAACUCGUUCAUGUUCAUGCCCUGCACGUACACGGGCGACCGGGUGGGCUGCUUUGCGACCGUCGAGGGCGCGGACCGCAGCCGCGAGGAGUGGGCGCAGCUCCAGAGCGACGAGGCCGCGCUGUACAAGACGCUGCAGUCGCACCACGAGAACGAGACGUGGCCGGACAUUGUGCACGUCGCGUCGCAGAACGUCGACAAGUCGUCGCUGACCCUGUGGCCGUACUACAAAGUCCCCGAGCUGAGCUCCUGGUCGAGCAGCUCCGGGAGGGUUCUCGUGAUCGGCGACGCGGCGCACGCCAUGCCCCCGACCGGCGGGCAGGGGGCGGCGAUGGCGUUCGAGGACGCCUUGACCUUAGCCGACACGCUGGCCCUGGUCGACAACAAGAAAGAGCAAGAACCCGCCGUCAACGACCAACCUCGAGAAGGACCGCGGCUGCUGGUUCAACAGUGGCAGACAUCCCGGAAAGACCGGGUCAAGAAGAUCCUCGCCUUCACCUCCAAGGGCGGCGACAUGCGCAAAUCCUCACCGAGCACGUUCCGCCAGAUCAUCAAGGAGUGGCUCAUGUGGGCGUACUUUCUGGUCACCGGCGAGGAUGGCGGGCUGUCCUGGAUCUACGAGUAUGACACGGCGAAAGGGUUGGCUGCCUAG
Molecule: messenger RNA, 1272 nt
Organism: Fonsecaea erecta
Lineage: Eukaryota; Fungi; Ascomycota; Eurotiomycetes; Chaetothyriales; Herpotrichiellaceae
Exons: 2
Coding region: 1-1272 (423 amino acids)
Molecular function (GO): monooxygenase activity; FAD binding
Source: RefSeq, a predicted model, not a curated record